Molecule: messenger RNA, 708 nt
Organism: Rotaria sp. Silwood2
Lineage: Eukaryota; Metazoa; Rotifera; Eurotatoria; Philodinida; Philodinidae
Source: the annotation of a GenBank genome assembly
AUGGAUAAUGAAUACAAUCGAUAUUAUAUAAAAAUUCGAACUAUUUUGGGGAUAAAUCCAAAGACGAUUCACGAAGAACUUGCAACAGCUUUGGGAUCUAAGGCUCCAUCAUAUCCAACAGUUGCAGGAUGGGCAAAGCGUUUUCGUGAAGGAAGAGAAGAUGUCAAUGAUGAUCCUCGAUCUGGUCGUCCAGUAUCCGAGCUGACAGAUGAAAAUAUUGAAGUAGUUCGAGAGGUUAUCAACAAUGAUCUACAUUCAACUUAUGAUGAUAUUGUAGCUGAGACAUUUCUCUCUCAUGGUACAAUAGAACGAAUUAUCCACAAUUGUCUCAAGAUGAAAAAAAUUACAUCACGUUGGGUACCCCAUCAACUGACUGAUGAACAAAAGCAAGAACGUGCUAAACUUUGUCGUGAAAGUUUGGCGAAAUUCCGUGAUGGUUCUUGGCGAUUAUGUGAUAUUAUAACAGGUGAUGAGACGUGGAUUUACCACAGGCAGAUUCAUUGCAACUCAACAAAUGCAAGCUGGGUUGGCGAAGAUGAAUCACCAACUACUAUUGUUCGUCGAGAUAAAUUUGAACCAAAACAUUUAUUUUCUAUUUUCUUUAAAUCAAAUGGCCCUGUUCUUAUACAUGCUGUUGACGAAGGCAAGACUAUAGAUCACAACUAUUAUAUUGAAAAUUGCCUCAAGCCUGUCGCGAAGGAAUUAUGA